GUUUUACAACUACAACUCCCAUAAUGCUUUGGAGAUAUGAACAGGAAAUGUAAUGCUGCCAUGGAGUUAGUUGUUAGUUAGUCUGUAUUUUUUAGCUUCUUCGGCAAAUUAGCUCAAUCAAAGGUAUGCCGAACUAGCUCCUAGAAGUUCCUGUUUACAAUGUACCCAUGGAUGUGCAGAAAACUAUAACCGGAGUACUGUGAUACUGAAGAAAACUAAAAAAUGUGAUAAUUCUCAGGCAAGUCCGGAAGUCGUAGGGACCAUUUUUCCCUACGUGGAUCCCUCAUCCUGUAGGCACAUAGACGCGGGGAGAAGAGAAGAGAAGUGGGUCACUCGCAUACUUUCGCUUCAUUAUCGCAAGUGUUUUCCUAUUAGUGGGCCGGGCCGUCCUUGGAUGACACUGCUGAACAGAAGCCACCUUAUAAACACAACGUAUUUGUAAAAUAAACGCAUCCCAGUCUUUAGAAAUUGAUACAGAGAGAAAGAGAAGACACAGAACAUGGAAGUGUCUUUAGUUUGUGAUGACCUUGUUUCAUUUCCUGCCACUUCAGCAUGGAGACAGCGCUGUCGGUAUUCGCCAAACCUCCUCGCACCGUCUGGUCUGAACCGGUUCGGAAAGUGCGCGGUCUCGUGCGCACUGCAGACUCCACGCACUGAUUCACACAGUACUCCGCGCGCCCUCACCAGGCUCGACCCCCUAUUCCGCUUAGUCCGCUCUCAUUGGUUAGCACGAUCGCGGCUCGCCCACACCUUCCUCAUGCUGUUUGGACAAUAGGAAACUUUAGGUGUUGCGAUUGGCUCGUGCCCCUCCAAACAUUUUAUUUUGGCAGGCCCCGUUUACUGCGCACGGGCACGCGGAGAAGUGGAGUUGUAAACGAAGCGUGUGCACUUUUCAGCACCAAUACCUCGUGGAUAGCAGCCAAACGGAGCCGAGAGGGCAGUCGUUGUGGGUUAGCUUAGUUUAUUGUGAUAAACCAUCGACUUUGCGGUUUGCAACGCUGUACAACCGCUGCGAUCACGGGAAAACUUUAUUAGUAGUUUUGAGUCGACACGAGGAAGAUAUAAAGCAGCGCAGCUUCAGCUUUGUCUGCCCCGGCGGGCAAAUUCUGCCAAGAACUGCAUAUCGGUUGACAGAGGCAAGUUUUUGCGGAUAGAAAUAUCGUUAUUUUCGGUUCUCUUGUGUCGAAUUUGCGUGGCCUGGGCUCAAUUAGCAACGCCCCGGGAGGACUAAAUGGCUGCAAAUGAAGGCAAACAAAGGUGAUAAAGAAGAUUAUUCAUCCUAGCCGGUUCGGCACAGACAGCGGUUCAGCCGUGGUCCUGUUUUUAGCCACAUCACAGCCCUGCUCGUACCGCUAGCCGCCGAGGUCUCCAUUGUGUGAGCAUCUCUGUGCUAUUCCGCUGCCACCCGACCCCCGGAUCCCGCGCUACCACCGCACACCUGCCGCCUCCCCCCGCUACGGAUUUCCUUUUGUAACUUUUUGAAUCCACGCACCCAAAAUGUGUUCUCGGGUUUGGUUCGUGACCGACCGGCGUAUCAGCCAGGAGUAUCCCCAAGUCCAGAUCCUCCGGGCACUGAAGGAGCGCUGCGCCGACGAGGAUGUUGAAUUCCGCUCUCUUCUCAUGGAUCAAAUCGUGCUUACGAUCACUGAGGGACAAUUAGGUCUGCGAGUGGAGCAGGAAUUGGUAACAUCUUAUCCACAGGUGGUGGUGGUGCGGGUGCCCACGCCCUGGGUGCAGUCAGAUAGUGACAUCACUGUGCUGCGCCACCUGGAGAAGAUGGGCUGUCGGCUGAUCAACCGGCCCCAGGCUAUACUCAACUGUGUGAACAAGUUCUGGACCUUUCAGGAGCUGGCCGGCCAUGGGGUGCCUCUUCCUGACACCUUCUCCUACGGAGGGCACGACAACUUCCGUAAGAUGAUUGAUGAGGCAGAGCCACUGGGCUACCCGGUGGUGGUGAAGAAUGCACGUGGCCACAGAGGCAAGGCUGUGUUCCUGGCACGGGACAAACACCACCUGACAGACCUGUGCCACUUGAUCCGCCAUGAUACCCCUUACCUGUUCCAGGAGUACGUCAAGGAGUCGCAUGGUCGUGAUGUGCGGGUGGUCCUGGUGGGCGGGCGUGUCAUUGGCUCGAUGUUACGUUGCUCCACUGAUGGUCGCAUGCAGAGCAACUGCUCCCUGGGUGGUGUAGGUAUGAUGUGCCCACUGAGCGAGCAGGGCAAGCAGCUGGCCAUAGAGGUGUCUAACAUCCUGGGCAUGGAUGUUUGUGGCAUUGACCUCCUGCAGCUCAACGAUGGCUCAUUUGUGGUCUGCGAGGCCAACGCCAACGUGGGCUUCAUCGCUUUUGACCAGGCCUGUGGCAUGGAUGUGGCAGGCAUCGUUGCCGACUACGCCCUGUCGAUGCUCCCCAGCCGCCUCACCCGCAAGAUGUCCUUGCUGUCCGUCGUGUCGAGCACCAGCGAGACCAGCAGCGAGCCUGAGGUGUGCCCCGUGCCUGCCGGUGGCGGCUCGCUGCCUGAGGCCGUAUGCAACAUGAGCGUGGGAUCUACUUCCAGCGAGAGUGACCCGGAGCUGGCUGAGCCCUCACAGUCCUCGCCCCGCCAGUCCACUGCCCCUACCUUGCCCGAUCUCCCUGACCUCCCUGAUCCAGCCUACAACUUCAACACCCUCCUCGCCAACGAGAUCAAGUUAUUGACUGAGUGAGAUUCAAGCAGCUUCAUGCACACACAAACACCACAAAAACACACUAAAAACAUGCAUAUACACACACCUGCACGCAUGCCAACAGACAUUCCUUUUAAAAACACAUAUCAGUCCAAAAAUUAUUAAAACUUAGGGUGUUAAAUGCAAAACUAGAGCAGAGAAAAACAGAACACAUAUGCUACAGAAAUACAAACACCAAAACACUAGCCUUGUCCUGCUUACUCCCUUAAAAAAAGGCAAAGAUCUGAGGCUGCUCCCCUGACUCUCCUCUCUUUGCACCUCUACUCCCAAACUGCAAACCCCGCAAUCUAAACUCAGCUUACACUGCAGCAUGGUGGAGAGAGUGGGAUAUAUUGUACACAACAUAACUGCCAAAUGCCUCUUCUAGUUUUUGUUUUGCAAAAUAGUGAGGGUGAAGGUUUUUGGGUGGGUGUGGGAUUCCCAUAAAAGCAUACACCUGCCAUGUUUUUAUCCUCACAAUACAGUAACAUUAUUUAAAGGAGAAUCUAUGUUGACAUAUAAAAGGGUUUUGUGCUGAGACUGUAGUCAGGUUUGGUGGAUUGGAGGCAAAAUGAAGUGUUUUUUUUUCUUUUUCAAGUGGUUAGCUCCUUGGGAGAGGAAUACAUCCUCAUGAUAGGCACAUUAUACUGUCAGUUCCAAUGUAGCAACAUAGUGCUCCUGUCAGGGACACAGAACAGGAUGGGGACUGUCCUGCAGCAACUGGAGAUGGAGGAAAUUAAUUUCAAAUUUACCGUUAUUCAUAACUGACAUGAAAGAUUAAUUCACUCUUCACCACAUGACAUAUGUCAUAUAUUGUAAAUCCAGCUAAAAAACAGAAUGUAUCCACAAUGGUUUUUUUUAACCAGGUUAACGAAUAACUGUAACUAGAAUCCACAGAAUCCCAGUUUCGAUCACUGAUAUUAAAAUGUAGCUGGAGCUGCUACACUGACAGUGAAUAAGAGGCUGAUGUUGUGGUGUCCAAAUAAUUUACUUUUCAUGCAUACAUAAGAAUAUAAUUUACCCAGAUUACAUACCCACAGCACCAGAAAAAUCAUUGGGGUGCUAACACGGUGUCCAUAAAUUAAUUCUCUGUUCACUGUGAAUGAAGCAGGCUAAUGUAAAUGUGAGUGAAACUGCCCUAACCUGUGCGAGGUAGUAGAUAGUAAACAGCAGUUUUGUUGAAGAGUCAUGACCUGGAAUAUUAAAAAUGAAUUGAUGAUGAGUGCCAUCACUCGAUUUUUAAUUUUACAUUCCUAGAUAGCUUGUUUGAUUAGCCUUACCACCAGCAGCAGUCUGCUGCUUUUUAAAAUUCAUUCAAUGUCUAGCACUUUAUGAUAAACAGAUGCUUUUUUUGUUCUCACUCAGAUGACAUAUUUAGGAAACAUGAGACAGAGUGUGAAACCUGCGUCUACACCUGCAAAGCAAAAUAUACCUCAAAAACAGUGACUUCUCACUGCCAUAGAAAGACAUAGAUAUUCAAACAUACAGUACAUAUCAGCCAGGAUCCUUGUGGUUUUCAAAUGUCCCCUGAUUUACCAGCUGUUCCCUCUCUUUAUGUCUAGGAACUAAAAAGGUAGUUAUGUAUUAUUUUUUUUUAUUUCUAGCUUUUUGUAAAUAUUUAGGUAGUGAAUUAGCUUCAGUGCAUACUAGUAUCCAGCUGAUGAAACUGGAAUGGCUGAAAUAACUGCCAACAUUGAAAUUUUUCAUAAGCUAUUGUGGACAAACUUGUUUGUGCAGACCUGGAAUAUUGAAAGGUUGAGACUGAAAUUUGGUGCUAACAUUUCUGGAUUUGGUUAGAUGUGAUUUCUCAGUCAUGAUUUGUAGAUUUUACCUUUACUGUUUUCACUUUGUUUAGUUUUGUUUUUUUUUUUUGUUUUUUUUUUGAUAAAAAUGAAGUAUCAUAACCCACAAAAUAUGUUGGCAUGAUGUACAAAUAAAAAAUGGAAACUAUAUUUUUGCAGUCUUUUUGAAUAGAAUGUUACUUUCUCUUUACUUAGAAAACAAAGAAAAAAACAGGGAUUUCAGUGGCCAAGAGCUUACUGCUUAUGGUUUUCUGUUCCUCUUGAUUUACCUCCUGCACACCCUCUGAAAUAACUAUCAGCAUUGAGGCAGGGUACUCUGGGGUAACUACCAUUGAUUAAGAAUAAUUUACAGAUCUGAUCAAAAGCACAAAUGUAAACCCUAAGUUGCUGCACAUAGUAACGUCCAUGUUUUUAGGCUUGUAACCCUUUCUGUUGAACACAACUCAGGGAAGCAGCCUGGAUCUCACCCCUGACCCCCAAAGGAACAACAUAUCCAUCCAAGCUAGACACAUGUCAAAAACAUAACACAUGCCUACAGUCAGACAAAAAAAGACACACAAACAACAAUGAAAAAAAGGUUGUAAACUACAGUAUAAGACAAUGUGGUGUAUACCAUGGUUAACAUGCACUUUUUUUCCUUGCUUGUUUUAUAUUGUUCCUUGUUUUCUUCCUAAUUUAUGGUAUUUUUAAAGAAGAAAGUGGUUUGUGUGCACUAAUAUUGUCUCAAUAAAGUGAAACCGCUGUGAA
Molecule: messenger RNA, 5252 nt
Organism: Lates calcarifer (barramundi perch)
Lineage: Eukaryota; Metazoa; Chordata; Actinopteri; Centropomidae
Gene: rimkla
Product: ribosomal modification protein rimK-like family member A
Exons: 5
Coding region: 1498-2703 (401 amino acids)
Biological process (GO): protein modification process
Cellular component (GO): cytoplasm
Molecular function (GO): ATP binding; metal ion binding; ligase activity, forming carbon-nitrogen bonds
Source: RefSeq, a predicted model, not a curated record